Messenger RNA from Rhea pennata, 961 nucleotides. It is a transcript of the gene MRTO4, whose product is annotated as MRT4 homolog, ribosome maturation factor. Gene Ontology annotation, molecular function: RNA binding. The coding region runs from base 55 to 777 and encodes 240 amino acids. The transcript is spliced from 8 exons. Gene Ontology annotation, biological process: ribosomal large subunit biogenesis; nuclear-transcribed mRNA catabolic process; rRNA processing. Gene Ontology annotation, cellular component: preribosome, large subunit precursor; nucleolus. Lineage: Eukaryota; Metazoa; Chordata; Aves; Rheiformes; Rheidae. The record is from RefSeq and is a predicted model, not a curated record.
CAGCCCCCGCGGCGCCGCGGCACGGAGGGGGCCUCGCGGCGCGGCGCGGCGACCAUGCCGAAGUCGAAGCGGGACCGCAAGGUGUCCCUGACGCGGACGCCCAGGAAGGGGCUGGAGGCCAAGCAGGCCCUCAUCGCCGAGCUGCGGCAGUGCGUGGACACCUACAGGCACCUCUUCCUCUUCUCCGUGGCCAACAUGCGCAACAACAAGCUCAAGAGCGUGAGGAGCGCCUGGAAGCACAGCAGGAUCUUCUUCGGGAAAAACAAAGUGAUGAUGGUGGCGCUGGGCCGGGAGCCAGCCAGCGAGUACAAGGAGAACCUGCACAAGGUCAGCAAACAUCUGAGAGGUGAAGUCGGUCUCCUGUUCACUAACCGCACCAAAGAGGAGGUGAAUGAAUGGUUCUCCCAGUUCAAAGAGGUGGACUUUGCCCGUGCAGGGAACAAGGCAACAUACACAGUCAGCCUGGACACGGGGCCCUUGGAGCAGUUUCCCCACUCCAUGGAGCCUCAGCUACGGCAGCUGGGAUUGCCAACGGCUUUAAAAAAAGGAGUGGUGACGCUACUUUCAGAUUACGAAGUCUGCAAAGAAGGGGACGUUUUGACCCCUGAACAAGCUCGUGUCCUGAAACUCUUUGGCUAUGAGAUGGCAGAGUUCAAAGUGACCAUCAAAUUCCUGUGGAAUUCUGAGACGGGAGACUUCCAGCAGCUUACGGGAGACCCAGAGGAGGAGGAUGACGAAGAGGAGGAGGAAGAGGAGGAUGACAGCAAUGAGGACUAGUGGCAGUCCUUGCAUUUGGACACUAGACAGUUCUACUGUAUUUCAAAGACAGAGGUGUUUUUCUUCCCUGCCUGCAGCAGGAAGACAAGGCUGAUCACUUCAAACAUGCCCUUCAUAAAGGAUGAUCUGAUUAUGUUUUUUUAUAUAAGCCUAUGUAUAAAACUUUGGAUUGUUGUUACUGCUA